Messenger RNA from Microthlaspi erraticum, 981 nucleotides. The record is from the annotation of a GenBank genome assembly. Lineage: Eukaryota; Viridiplantae; Streptophyta; Magnoliopsida; Brassicales; Brassicaceae.
AUGGAAGCCCAAAAUCGCUACACAGCUCCGAAGAUGAUGAGUUUACACCUCCGAACCGGCAAGAAGGAGAAUGUUAAACACAUCAACACGUGGAUCGAAUUGGCCACGUCCCGCCAUGUGGAGAGUAUGAACCUGGAACUUCAGUUUAUAAGCUAUCACUAUGAAUUUCCUGAUUUCUUCUACAUCAAUUCCUCUGUCAAGAAGCUCAGAAUUAAGUCAAGGUUUACUUCAAUGAUCCCGAAAUGCUCUGUGUCUUGGACAUCCCUGAAGAAGUUGUCCUUUCGUUCAUGUACUCUCUCUGAUAACUCCAUUGCUAUGAUUCUAUCUGGCUGUCCACUCGCUGCGUCUGAGGACAAUACAAGUAGAACGCAACUUCUGGGCUCAGAUUCCAAUGCAGAUUGUUGCACCACACCCGAAGCUAACCUGAACAUUUGCUUGCACGCACUACGGCUUCAUUAUUUCAUCAAACCUGAUUCUCUUGGAGCCAUGGUGGCAAAGAUGGCAGAGAUGUUGGAAAAGUUGCACAACGUAGAGAAGCUUACUCUUGAGAGAGGUUUUCUUCGGAUAUUGUCUCGUCCGGAGCUACGUAGCGUGGCUUUUCCGAUGUUCAAGAUCAAAGAUUUGACUCUUGAGACACCGCUCUCUCAGCAUGCGAGGGAUAUUCCUCAUGCGAUAGAAGAAAUGUUACAAAACUCACCUGACCUAAAGAAGCUAACAGUACACACAAGAUGUCACCAUACCAAACCGGGUCUUUGGAAGAAGCCCCGUUGGGAAGUAGAGUUAAAGCUCAUGGCUACAGGCGUAGAAAAUUUGCUGAAGAAAUCAAAAGGAUUAGAGAAAAUAGUAGUACAAGUGGACGACCGCUACUUUAAAGCAUUAGGGUUUGAAGAGAUGGUUCAGACACUUUCUCACAACUACAACACUGUCUCCAUUGUGUUCUCAGGAAUCUCAUCCAAGCCGGCGACAAUAGAGGAGUGGUGA